CGGGGCUGCGGCGGCGGCGGGAGAGGGGCGCCCCCUGGCGGAGAGCGCUGAGGGAAGGGAGCCCAGAGCUGCUGCUGCCGCCUCUCGCCGGUGACACAGCCGUCCCCAUCAGCCGCCACCAUGGGCUCCGUGCGCUCCCUGUCUGCCGUCAGCACCGCCCCGAGCCGCAGGAGCGGCGAGGAUGAGGAGGAUGAGGAUGCACCGGCCAGCCGGGAGCCCGUGCAGGACGGGGCCAAGAUUCCCUACAUGGAAUUCACGGGCCAGGACAGCGUCACCUGUCCCACCUGCCAAGGCACCGGCUGCAUCCCCACAGAGCAGGUGAACGAGUUGGUGGCUCUGAUCCCCUACAGCGACCAACGGCUUCGUCCUCAGAGAACGAAACUCUAUGUGCUGCUCUCAGUGCUGCUCUGCCUGCUGCUGUCUGGCCUGGGGGUUUUCUUCGUGUUCCCCCACUCUGUGCUGGUGAACGACGAUGGCAUCAAAGUGGUCCAGGUGUGGUUUGACAGGAAAAACUCCGCCGUCCUCCUGGCCAUCACGGCCACGCUGAGGAUCAGGAAUUCCAACUUCUACUCGGUGUCAGUGAGCAGCCUGAGCAGCCAGGUGCAGUACAUGAACACCGUGGUGGGCAGCCAGCAGCUCACCAACGUCUCCAGCAUCCAGCCCCUGAGGGACAAACUGGUGAAUUUCACCGUGAAGGCAGAGCUGGGUGGAUCCCUGUCCUAUGUGUAUUUUUUCUGCACUUUGCCCAAGGUGAAGGUCCACAACAUCGUGAUCCUCAUGAGGACCUCGGUGAAGCUCUCCUACAUCGGCCACAGCGCCCAGAGCGCCCUGGAGACCUUCCACUACCUGGACUGCAGCUCCAACUCCUCGGCCCCGGCGCGGGGAGCACCCUGAGGGCAGCGAGGCAGCCGCAGCCACCUCCGACCGACGGCAGGGGGACCGUGAGUGGCUCUGCGGGGACAAACCCGCCGGGGUUUGCUUUCUGCCACAGAAUCGGGAACUUUCCCUGCUCAAUUGAGGGCUGGAAUGCCAGAGAUUUCCAGUGGUUUGCACCUGUUCUGGAAGCUUGGCACCGGCAGGGUGUUUUGGGGCAAAUGGAUUUGAUUUUUGAGAGUAAAUGAGUUUAUUUUUUCUCGGUGGAAAUGAGUUUGUUUUCCUGCUCAAUAUGGCAGCACCUCAGGACCCCAAAAAAGGGACAGUUCCCACCCGGAAUGAGCCUCUGUUUCACCUGGAAGGAGGCAAAGGAACCCAAACCUUUGGAAUAAACUUCUCCCUCAUUUUUCCCCUGCGGCUCCGACCCCGUUGGCAUCCAGAGGCUCUUCCCUGGGGUUUGAAAUUCGGGAAUUUGCUGCUUUUUGUGCUCCACUUCCCAAAGCAGCAGGGAUUGGAGGGGGUUCUGUGGGAGGCUGGGAUUCCAAGGCCUCCCUGCCGGGAGCUGGACAUUCCUGCCAGCAAAAUCCAGCUGCCAGCUCGGCCCCCGCAGCCCUUUGGCAUUUUGCCCCUUUUUGGGAGUUUUUUUCUGGAAUUUCAGCCCUCCUUUCCCGUGGGAUUCGGGAACCAGACACAGCUACAUGUGAGGGGAUUCUUCCUCAGUGGAAAAAUUACUGGAUUUUUGGGUGACAGUGGCACAAAAUCCACACUUUGCUCCCUUUUCCAGCAGGAGAUUCCUGCCCCUGCAGCAUUUGUAGGGCUGAAUUCUUCAUUAAACCUGAUUUGGAUC
This is a messenger RNA of Passer montanus (Eurasian tree sparrow), 1720 nucleotides long. It is a transcript of the gene TMEM106C, whose product is annotated as transmembrane protein 106C. The coding region runs from base 121 to 894 and encodes 257 amino acids. The record is from RefSeq and is a predicted model, not a curated record. The transcript has 8 exons. Lineage: Eukaryota; Metazoa; Chordata; Aves; Passeriformes; Passeridae.